AUGUUUUUCUUGUUCCUGGCGCAUGUUUUCUCGCAGACCUUGUUCUAUCUGGAUGAUAACAGGUCGGUGGAAAGUGCUCUGAGGCUGAACGGACAGACCGUGGUUCUCAUGCAGGCAAAGCUGUUCCACAGGGCAUCGCCCAGCCAGCCGUGGAGAGAGGCAAAGGGAAUCAAUGCCGGGACAAGGCUCAGCAUAUACAAGUCCGAUGGGGACUACAAAAGUGCUGAUCCCGACCCAAAAAACCUGAUUUUCAAGGAUGUGAAGCACGAGAUGUUUAGCACGUUCUUCUAUACGACGCCGGAAACAGGGUACUAUACCAUGGUGUUCUCUCUGGACACGGAUGUUAGGGGAGAGCUGGCGUUCGGACUCACUAUCUACGAAGGGCGCCCGUGGACCCCAGAGAUUGUCUCCGGGACGGAUUACCAGAUGGAAUGGCUGACGAAGAAGAUGGGAGAUCUGCUGUAUGUUUCGAAGAACAACUUCGAUCUGCAGAAGCUGGACGACUGGGACGAGGUGGAGUACACAGGGCUAUACAACAGCAUCUUCAAGCUUAUCAACAGAAUAGUGCUCCUCAAGAUAGCCACGAUAUUUGCUACCCUGCUGUACAUCAAUAGGAAGACAAAGGAGUUCUAUAUAUCCAAGAAGAUAGUGAAGAAAUAA
Encephalitozoon cuniculi GB-M1 is the source of this 660-nucleotide messenger RNA. RefSeq lists its product as uncharacterized. The coding region runs from base 1 to 660 and encodes 219 amino acids. Lineage: Eukaryota; Fungi; Microsporidia; Unikaryonidae. The transcript has a single exon. The record is from RefSeq and is marked provisional.